This is a messenger RNA of Pogoniulus pusillus (Red-fronted tinkerbird), 1218 nucleotides long. Its product is annotated as FYN-binding protein 2-like. The record is from RefSeq and is a predicted model, not a curated record. The transcript is spliced from 5 exons. Lineage: Eukaryota; Metazoa; Chordata; Aves; Piciformes; Lybiidae. The coding region runs from base 88 to 1218 and encodes 376 amino acids.
GGCGCAGGCGCGCUGGGCGGCCGGCGGGGAGCAGGAGCCGUGCGGCCGGGCUGAGCCGGGGGACCGGCGCGGAGGAGCGGCGCAGGGAUGGAGGAAGGUGUGACUGAUUUCCAGGCCCUGCGAGCAAAGUUUCAGAGUGACCCCGACUUGGCCACAAAGCUCCUGCACCCACUCAGGAAGCCUCCAGUCAGGGUCCAGCCAAAGCUGGACUCUGGAGAGGAUGCUGUGCUCAGCCCUCUGCCCUUGACUAAGAGGAAAGUCAUAAUACUGAGCCCCAAGGAUGAACCUGUCCCCCCUGCCUCCCAGCACAAGCCUCUGGUGUGGCCUCGGUCCAAGCCGCUGGGGCACAACGAUGCCCACGGAGGCAAUGCCUCGGGGGAAGGGCUGAGUUCCCUGAAGACAGGUCUAGAGGAGCCUCUGCCAUCCUGUUGCACAGGCCAGCAAGCACCAGCCCAAACGUCUCCAGAGAGCCCUCAGCUCCCAAGUUCUUUCCACCAUGCCCUCCAGAUGUGGGAGAAGACUCUAUCCCAUGGGGACAAAGCAAGCACAGUGCCCCUGCCCCAGCGGGCAGCGAACUUGUACGUGCAGCCCUGCCCAGAGCAGAGGCUGGCACAGGCUCCAGCUGCACCAAGCAACAGCAGGAUGCCACUGUCUGGAAGCAAGCCCGUGCUGGACUUGCCUGUCCAGAAGAAGGAUGCUCUGCACAGCAAUGGGCUGGCCCUUCCCCAGGCUCCCCGAGGACACAGGAGCUCUGGUGGAGUUGCUGUUGAGAGCAGGGUGGCAGCUGCAGCCUGCCAGCCAGGGGAUCGUGCACCAGGAGAGCAAACUCAGCAGCAGAAAGGAUUAGAGCAUCCUCUGUGCCAGCCUCGAGCAGGAAAAUGCCCUCUCAGCCCCAGGAGCAAGGAGCCAAGGGUUAAACCUCUGCCUGCAGCUGAAUCCCUGGGUCCUGCCCCUGAGAAGCCUGCGAGACCCCAGAGGUUUGAUCUCGGCGCUUUCCAACGUGCUGUGCCUUGUGGACACAGAGGACACCAAACAGCUGCUGGAGAAGAGGAUUACCUGACCCCUGAAAGUGCUCAGCUUGAAGAGCAGUGCAGUGAUGGAGGAACCCCAACGUACCUGAAUCAGUACGAGGACACCGCAACCUUGUGUGCCACUGAAGGUACUUUGCAAGGCAAGGUGGCUGGGUUAGUUCCAUGCUGGCUGGGGGAAAGCCUGUGA